AUGGCAAAGGGCAAAAAAAGCGCUGUGCGCGAAAGAACACCUUUUCAAGCCUCCAAAACGGUUCAAUUAGGCGCAAAAAGCAGAAAAGUGGAUGAGGACAACAAAGAUGCGACUUUCGAUAAGGUUUUCUCGUCAAAGUUCGAUCUGAAACGCACUGCUACUAGUCUCUUGAAGGUUCGGUCAACCUUGCCAGUUUUUAAGUACAAAAAUGAUAUCAUGAAGCAUCUGGAGGCGAACCCGAUAGUGAUCUUGAUCGGAGAGACCGGUUCAGGUAAGUCAACCCAAAUACCACAAUUUUUGCUUGACAAGCUGUCCAACAGUAAACAGGGCUCGAAACGUAUAGCCGUGACUCAACCGCGGAGAGUAGCGGCCAUCAAUUUAGCUACGCGUGUUGCCCAAGAAUAUGGUUGUCGGCUAGGUGAUCGUGUUGGAUAUUCGGUACGUUUUGAUAAUAAGAGCAGCAACAAGACCAAACUAAAAUAUCUCACUGAUGGUAUGCUACUGCGUGAAAUAAUGCUGGACAGACAUCUCUCCGAAUACUCGUACGUGAUCAUCGAUGAGGCACACGAAAGGACAAUUCUGACAGAUUUGAUCUUGGGAUUUUUGAAAGAGCUGGUCAGUGGGCCAAGACCCGAUCUGAAAGUGGUUGUUAUGUCUGCAACCUUACAAGCCGAAAAAUUCAGCGAGUUUUUCAAUGGUGCUCCCAUUCUUUUCGUGGAAGGGCGUAAGUUUCCAGUACAGCGACAGUAUUUGAAAGCACCCUGCGAUGAUAUUGUCGAUGCUAUCAUUUGUUGUUGUGUCCAGAUCAAUAACGGAGAACAGCUAGGUGAUAUUCUGUGCUUCAUGCCAGGUCAAGAAGAAAUUGACAAAGCUGUCGCCGUUCUUAAUAAAAUCAGCGAGCUCCUUGGGUCAUCUGUGCCGCGACUGGUGGGCUACCCACUUUAUGCUGCACUACCACCUGCCGAUCAAGCUAAAGUAUUUGUUCCUUUAAAAGGAUUCAAAAGAAAGGUGGUAUUCUCCACCAAUUUGGCUGAAACAUCUGUUACGAUCUCCGGCGUCAAGUUCGUGGUGGACUCAGGCUUGCGUAAAGUGAAAGUCUGGAGGCACCAACUGGGACUGGCAACGCUACUCACAGUUCCAAUUUCCAAAGCAAGUGCGUCACAGCGAACAGGUCGUGCCGGUAGAGAAAGCGCUGGUAAAUGUUACAGACUUUACAGAGAAGAAGACUACCAAAAGUUACCCAAACAAACGGAGCCUGAAAUCGCGCGUAGUGAAGUCACGUCGCCGCUGCUAAUGCUUAAAAAAAUUGGCGUUGACGAUAUUGUGAACUGGUCGUGGCUGGAAAACCCUGGUAGGGAAGCCAUUGUGCUGGGUUUGCAGGAACUUUACCAACUGAGAGCAUUGGACGAUGCAGGUAAAAUAACUAGUAAGGGACAACAAAUGGCUUUGCUGCCGUUGGCCCCGCACCUUAGUUGCGUGCUUCUACAAGCUCAUGAUCUGAAUUGUCUACUUCCUGUUGUCGACAUCGUUUCGUGCCUGAGCGUCGAAAACCUUUUGAUGAACCCACUGCCAGAGCAAAGGGAUGAAGUUAAUGAAAAGCGUUUCGCCGUUGCCAACCAGGGUUCCAAAUUUGGAGAUUUGGUAAUGAUGAAAGAGUUGUACAACGCCUAUGUUUCGUUAAGAGACGCCGAUGAGCGGGACGCCUGGUGUCAAGAUUUGUGCAUCUCUAAGAGAGGAUUCAAGAAUGUUAUUAAGGUUCGUGCUCAGCUUAUUUCCUACAUGGAUAAACUUUUGAAGAUGAGAGUGGGGGACCUACACGAUGCAGAGGAGACCGAUAACUUUGACAUUAAGUUGGUUACACAAUGUUUCUUAGCCGGAUUUGCAAAAAAUACAGCGAUAGGAAUGCCAGAUAGAUCUUUCAGAACAAGCACUACAGGAGAGACCAUCUCCGUACACCCUUCAUCGAUGUUGUUCAUGGAUAGGACGUGCCCCGCAAUUCUAUACACUGAGUACAUUUUCACCACAAAAGGGUACGCAAGGAAUGUCAGUCGGUUAGAGCUGUCCUGGCUGCAGGAGGUGGUAGGCAUGUCGGGUAUGAAGAUUAGCGCCAAAUAG
Messenger RNA from Lachancea lanzarotensis, 2115 nucleotides. RefSeq names its product LALA0S01e05600g1_1 (gene DHR2). Gene Ontology annotation, molecular function: ATP binding; RNA binding. NCBI's taxonomy places the organism in Eukaryota, Fungi, Ascomycota, Saccharomycetes, Saccharomycetales, Saccharomycetaceae. The record is from RefSeq and is a predicted model, not a curated record. Bases 1 to 2115 code for a protein of 704 amino acids. The transcript has a single exon. Gene Ontology annotation, cellular component: catalytic step 2 spliceosome; intracellular anatomical structure.